AUGCUCUUCAAAGGGCUGGGCUUCGCCGUCUCCCUCGGCGCGCUUCCCUAUUUGGCUAACGCCAAGGAUGUGCCAGAGGUUUGCCAUAAGCCUCUCGCCAAUGCUCUCAUCUGCCAUGACAAUGGCGUGUACGAUUGCAUUAAGGAAGAACGCCUCUAUGUCUGUGGCGAGGGCUCCUGUUAUUUCUUCCAGUCUGGUCCCAAGUGCGCUCCUCCUGGCUUUGAUGCAUUUGAACCUGGAGCACUUGACGAUCUGGGCAAUACCACGAGCAGCGACACUGUGAAUGAUUAUCCCGGAUUUGAAGAAGCACGCGGUGCACGCACAAGGACCACAACAAGCGAGAGCACCUCUAGCGCUUCUUGCACAGCUGAUACUUCCACGGUCACUGUGAUAUCCUGGGUAUCAUGGAACAACAGUGUGUCUUCGAGCUCCUCUGCAGAUUCAUCUUCGGGCUCCGAUGCCAAGUUUUUGAGCUCGAGAGCGACCUCUGCUUCGACUGCUCCAAGCACACUUACGACACUCUUGACCGUCAAAACGAUGAUCGGCCCCAGCAAUUCUUCGGCAUCUUCCUCGGAGACUACUAGCUCGUCAUCUCUGAGUACUGCGGCUACCAAGAGAUCUGUCCUUGGAGACACUUCCGGCCCAGAAGACAGUGUCGAGCUAAAGAACGGUAUCGGUUAUGACUGCAUUAACAAGAAGAUGCUGGAGAAAUGCGACGGCGGCGAUUAUGACUGUCAAACAUUCAUGUCCGGUGCUCGCUGCGUCCCACUAUGGAUCGGCGGCGAAUAUGCACCCAUUAGGCCUACUUCGACCACUUCUGCUACCUCUGGAUCCGUUACCUCAACAGCACCAGCAGGCAGUAGCACCUACUCGCCUCAACGACUCUGCAAUGCUGCCAACGAGCCCGACGAUCCCACGCUCAAACUUUACACAGAUCCAGACGUCGAGACCGGAACUCCCCAAUCCAAAUAUGAUCAUGAUCGCUGGUAUCUGGCGCUCAGCAGAGGGGCCAGUUUCAACCCGGACGCGGUACCACAACUUGAGGAUCCGGGCAACUCACUACUAGACGAUAUCAAGCACAUUGGCAGUGAAGUCGUGGGGAUCGUCAAGGAUGUCGCAGACAACAUCACCAGUUCGGAGCUGUAA
This is a messenger RNA of Pseudocercospora fijiensis CIRAD86, 1146 nucleotides long. RefSeq lists its product as uncharacterized. The record is from RefSeq and is a predicted model, not a curated record. The coding region runs from base 1 to 1146 and encodes 381 amino acids. The transcript is spliced from 5 exons. Lineage: Eukaryota; Fungi; Ascomycota; Dothideomycetes; Mycosphaerellales; Mycosphaerellaceae.